Messenger RNA from Rhincodon typus (whale shark), 2847 nucleotides. Its product is annotated as CCN family member 1-like. The record is from RefSeq and is a predicted model, not a curated record. Lineage: Eukaryota; Metazoa; Chordata; Chondrichthyes; Orectolobiformes; Rhincodontidae. Gene Ontology annotation, biological process: signal transduction. Gene Ontology annotation, molecular function: protein binding. Bases 888 to 2060 code for a protein of 390 amino acids. Gene Ontology annotation, cellular component: extracellular region. The transcript is spliced from 6 exons.
GUACCUCCUUCAACACUGAGAUCUAAAUAAUCUGGUCUGGGGGAUACAUCAAUGCUCAAUGCAGCUAACAUUUCAAAAACUAUCUCUUUACUAAUACUGAGAUAACAAGGUGUAGAGCUGGAUGAACACAGCAGGCCAAGCAGCAUCAGAGGAGCAGGAAGGCUGACGAAUUCCUCAGUUUCACAAGUCCUUUGGUCAUCUAGUAUUUCUGGAGAUGAUCCACAUCUUUUCCAGUGAUGACAGAUAAAAAAUUUAAAGUGUCCAUCAUUUUCCUAUUUUAUACCAUAAAUUCACCAUUGUAACAGGCCUAAGUUUGUCCAAGCCAAUGUUUACCUUUCACAAACGUAAAGAAGCUUUUACUGGCCACCUUUAUGUUUCUUGGCAGCAUCUCAGCAAAAAUUUGACACAGUGCCAUGUCAAGAGAUAUUAGGACUGGUGACCCAAAAGCUUGGUUGAAGAAAUAAAUUUUAAGGAGUGUCUUAAAGUGAGGCAAGUCGAUGGAGAAAUGGAAAAGGAAUUCCAAAUCGAUGCUCUAAGCAUUUAUUUCAUAGUGUGUCAACCUAUUAAUCAGCUGGUGAAUCCUUCCACUUCUUAGCAUUGUUCUCUGAGCAAAGCAGGUGUACAUAUGGUCACAACAAAACACAUGAAGUGAAGGAGAAAUGAAACAGUAGAAAAAGGACAGGUGUUUGGAGGGACCUUUCAGUCUGUGUGGAAAAUAGAAGGAGGCACAAACACAGAGGUUUCUUGGAAAUCUGAUAAAAUGGCGUAAACAUCAAUAACGUCAUGGCAACUGCUGAGGAGGAGCUCUGAGCGAUUGGAAAAAAUACAAUUUCCUUCCUGAACUAAAGCAGUCUUCAGUUGUUGAGCCCAACAAGAAGGGACGCAAGAUGACUGUUUCAGCGAUGAACAAGUUUCCAACAGCCUUGGGCUCCAGGAUGAAGAGGGGCCGCUGUGGUAUUAGACUUGGCAGCAGCCUGGCACUGUGGUGCGGGUAUCUCCUGUUGCUGGGACAAUCCAGCCUCGCUGAUGUGGCGACAUGCGCUGCACAGUGUCAUUGCCCAAAGCCUGUGCCAUGCCGUCCAAGUGUGCCCCUGGUUCUGGAUGACUGCGGCUGCUGCUCAGUUUGUGCUCGGCAAUUCAAUGAGGACUGCAGCUUGCUUCGACCGUGCGACCGUGACCGCGGGCUCCACUGCCAACUGGAAGCAAGACCAAACGCCACAACCGGAAUCUGCAGAGCCAGCAGCCCGGGACGGCCUUGCUUCUUGAGCGGCAGGGUACUCCAACACGGCGAGAGCUUCAUGAAGAGCUGCCGGCUGCAGUGCAGCUGCCAGGACGGCAGGGCCCAAUGCUCCCCGCUCUGCUCCGGGAAGCUGCCGGCACCGCCCGCCUCCUGCGCGGACGCUCGGCCCGUCAAGGUGGCUGGCACCUGCUGCGAACGAUGGAAGUGCCUGACACCCCUCUCCAAGGACCACAAGGGAUGGGCGCCAGCCAAAUGGAAGGAGUUUGCCGCCGGCCCCGGGAAAGCGGUGAAGUCGCGAAAUGCAGUGCACCAGCUGAAAGGUCAAUUCAAGAGACAAAGCUUCAGCUAUUCUGACUGCCUGGUCAAGAGCACAGAGUGGUCGACAUGCUCGCGGACCUGUGGCAUGGGAAUUUCAUCCAGACUGAGCACCAACAACACCUGGUGCCAUCCGAAAUGGGAGACCAGGCUGUGCCAGAUCCGGCCCUGUGAUAUGCUCAAUGAGGUCAAUCUCCAGGGAGGCAAGAAGUGCCUGAAUAGCCUGAAGGAGAUGGAGCCCAAGUUGUUUAGUUACGAAGGUUGCACCAGCCUGAGGAAAUACAAGCCCAAGUACUGCGGCCUGUGCACAGAUGGCCGCUGCUGUUACCCUGCUGAGACCAGGACCAUGAAAGUACGUUUCCACUGCUUGGUCAGAGGAUUCAUUGUGAAGCGUGUCAUGAAGAUCAAGAGGUGCGAAUGCAGCCAGCAAUGCCAGCAGCAGAGUGUCCACUUCUGGCUAGACAUUGAGGAACCAUAUGGAUCCAUUAACCAGCAGAUCCAUUAAAGGAAUCCAUUGCAAUUUCUAAAACCCUUGGUGCAUUCCAGGUUACAACUGACCUGCAGUGUUCAAUGGUUUAAUUGAUCUGUAUUUGGCUUGUUGAUUGAUCUAUGAUCACUAUGCUUGAUUGAUUAAGCUUAGGAGCAGCAUCUGAGCACUAAAAUAAACAGAAACUUGCAGAAAGACCUAAGAAACUCAUUGUGGGCUGAAGGGCCUGUCCCUGUGCUGGAUAGUGCAGUUCUAAUCCAAAGUUGUGAAUAUGAUUUAAAACUCACUUUCUGCUUUGCCCUGAGCUAAAUUGUAUAAAGUCUACAGCUAACCAGUGAAUAAACAGCAGAUUCUGAAGUUGGCCCACAGACCUCCCACUGGAGUGUGAAUGCCAAGUGCCCUCUUUCAGGGGGAACUAUUCUGACGCAGUAUUGCUCUGCUGUAUCAUUGCUCUGACCCAAUUCACUUUGAUAUCCGUGUUGGGAAAACCUUUCACAUUUUAAAAUUAGAUUCCUAAAAGCCUGGAAUUGGUAAUACACCUGACAAUCAAGUGCAUCGAUUGUAAAUUAACAAUUUCCACCUUAAGACAACAGACACAGCACUAUGUCCGGAAACUCGGAAUGUCCCAUGGCAGUUUCAAAUUCAUUACUGACACCUUUCCUUGAAGGUAGCAAGGUUUUCAAUUAUGUAAAAAUUCCUGUCUCUUUUUAUACCACCUUUUGAAACAUGCAUUUAUUGUCUAAGUCUUGCUGAGCUUGCUGUUGGGUGUUUUAUACGAGAUAAAGUAAAGAAACAAAUGCCUUGA